Messenger RNA from Dibothriocephalus latus, 708 nucleotides. NCBI's taxonomy places the organism in Eukaryota, Metazoa, Platyhelminthes, Cestoda, Diphyllobothriidea, Diphyllobothriidae. The record is from the annotation of a GenBank genome assembly.
AUGAACACUGUCGAGCUACCAAGCUCCUCUUUCCUAACAAGUGCUUUACAGGCUGUCGAACUGCCAAAUGCAUCCCUUUUGCUGAAGGUUCUCUUUCGAAUGAAUAUCCUCGUCGUCCUCCUCUGCGUCGUAUUCCGACAACCGUACAUGAAGUACUACUUUGUGCCUCUCAUCACAACGGCCUACACUCUGAGUGCUGCGACAAUGACUGCGUGGAUACUUCUGCUUUCCUUCGUGGAAUCGAGUUGUUGUCAGCGCCUGAAGAGCGUGCCGGUCCCUGCGUCAAACUGGGCCCUUAUCAGACGGAUAAAGGCAACGCGGGACUUUGUUGAGACGUACAGAAAAGACAUAUGUUUCCUCCUAGUACUUUCUGCGGCAUUCCUGUACUCACAUCUUCUGCAAACAUCCAGUGGGCUGUUUUCAUUUACAUUUUUCAAGAGUCCUCUGAAGUAUUUGUUUGGACCAGCGACUGGACAGUGGAAGUACCGAUGGUCGAUCGACGGUUAUUCGACGGUUUUGGGCUUGGCAAUCGGCUAUGCUGUUAGUAAAUGGAAGGAGUUCCGUCAACAAGAACAAAAUCAUGAAAGCUCGUUAGAAAAGGACAUUCUCAGGCCAGCAGAUUAUUACAGGAUUCCAAAGCUCAUUCUGACAUGCCUUACCACCACCGGAAGUAGCGUUGCACUAAUCGUAAGCCUUGCGUUGAUCUGA